This is a messenger RNA of Panonychus citri (citrus red mite), 1822 nucleotides long. RefSeq lists its product as uncharacterized. The record is from RefSeq and is a predicted model, not a curated record. NCBI's taxonomy places the organism in Eukaryota, Metazoa, Arthropoda, Arachnida, Trombidiformes, Tetranychidae. The coding region runs from base 79 to 1170 and encodes 363 amino acids. Gene Ontology annotation, molecular function: protein binding. The transcript is spliced from 6 exons.
CUGUUUCUCGAGUAAAUUUGUACUUCUUUCUCAGUUUUUUGUCCAAGUUUUAAAUAUUUAAUAAAUGGAAUUAUAAUUAUGUCAUUCAAUAAUUUACCAGAUAAUUGUCUUUGGAAGAUUUUCGAAAAUGUUCAUGAGGCCAAAGAUUUGAUUCGAUUGUCUAAAGUUUGUUCGAGAUGGUCCGAUUUAAUUACGCCGAGACUUAAUCAAGUAAAAUAUCUUCGUUUGAUAAAUGAUCAAAAUGAUUACAUUGAUAAGGACUCAUUGUGUAUAAAUUAUCGUACGGAUUGGAAAGAUUACAAUUUAAUGGAAUCGUUUCCGAAUCUUAAGAUUAUAGAGAUUUCGUUGCCUGAUCAUCUUACAUUUGGUAAUUUCAACAAAAAUCCUAAAAUAAAAGGACUGAUUGAUAAUUGUAUUUCCAUUGAAGAAGAUUUUAAAUUUGAAAACAUCGAAAUGUAUUCUUCAGGAUGUUUUGAUCUCGAUUAUACAAAAGUUUUUCGACCUGAUCAGCUGAAACAAGUUUACUGGCACUGUUAUGAUUUAAAUUUACCUUCAUUUAUUGAUUAUUUUCCAAAUCUGAAGCGACUUCACUUGGAGCUCUAUGGAGAGGACCAAGUUUCUUACAAUGGACCGAAUUUGUCUUCGUUAAAGAUUCUUGAAUUUAGUUCAGAUUUGGUCGCCGGUUUUCAUUUCAUGGAUUUUUGUCCAUCUUUGGAAAGCGCUUUCAUUGGGGACUGGGCAGAGGAUAUUUUUGUAAAUGAAUCGAUAAAGAAUUACAAUUUAAGAGAUUUGGUUUUCGAUAAUGAUACAGAUUUUUCGUGGUCAUUACUACAAAGACUACUUUCCAAAUUUCCUAAUUUACAUCAUCUUGGGAUCAGAAAUAUGAAUGAGAUUAAUGAUAGUAAUUUAGAAGAAUUGGUAAAAUUAUUACCAAAGUUGAAAAUAUUGGACUUGAGAACAUGUGUUAAUGUAACUGAAAAAUCAGCUGAUUUUCUGUCCAAAUUUUGUGUCGAGAAUCGAUCAAUUGUAAUAUAUUACGAUUGUGAAAACGAACCCACCGAAUGGCCUAAAUUGGUGAAUACUUGCGAACCAAUUUGUUAUGGAUUCGAUUUCAUGAAACAUUGUUUUUAUAAAGAUUUCAACCAUCUUCCAUAUCUCAUUGAUGAAUAAAAAUCGAAACACAAUAUAAUAACACUCAAAAGUUCUUUUUCGCUGCUUGACAAAACAAAACACAAACACCAUAGACGAUUGGCCCGUCGAUCAUUUGAAGAACUGUUGUAAUUGGAUAGUCCUCAAGUUUUCAUAUGCAUGAACUUUUCCAUUGUAAAUUUGUGUAUCCAUGAUGAUCACUAAAUGAGAUUUGAUUGUUAAACUGAAUGAAAGUGAUGCUGAAACCACGACAAUAUAAAUAGCUACAAUAUUAAAUAGCUCUUCAACAAUACGACGAUCAUCUCCUCUUGCUAAAUUUAAUUCGACGAUUGAUCUUUUGAAAAUUAAGUUGUUUUCAUCGAUGAGAAAGAAAAUCCCAAUUUUAGAUCUUACUGAUGUUUCCUUUUGUCAAUAACUUCGGCCAUGAUUAUUAUUAUUGCUUUGAACAGUUGAACGUUUGCUACUGUUAAUGUUAUUAUGAAAGUUUUUCGUGUUUGUGGUACACUUAUUAGUUGAAGAAGAUGAUGAACCUCUUGGACGCCAUCCAGGAGGCCAUAAGGGACGCCAUAGUGCUUGGGCGAUGGUUGGUGCAUCCGUGGGACAACAACUUGUAUCACCAGUUUCCAAAAUUUUGGACGGCUCUAAAUCUUCACUAAAUGAACGUUGAUAUUGA